Ruditapes philippinarum (Manila clam) is the source of this 700-nucleotide messenger RNA. RefSeq lists its product as uncharacterized. Lineage: Eukaryota; Metazoa; Mollusca; Bivalvia; Venerida; Veneridae. The coding region runs from base 149 to 511 and encodes 120 amino acids. The record is from RefSeq and is a predicted model, not a curated record. The transcript is spliced from 2 exons.
GGACCGUUCCGCGACGGAUAUUUUUAACCAAUGAAAGUGAUCCGUUUACUUCAGUGCGGUAUUGCUUGUUGCUACCCGCCAUCUUGUGCUCACAAGCUUUCACUUGGCAACUGCUACAUCAAAAGUAAAUACCGCGGUUUUAUUCAAAAUGGUGCGUAGAUGUGCUUGGGGAACAUGCAAUGCAGAUUGCAGGUAUCCUGAUAAGAUGAUUGGGGUCAGAUUCAUAACAUUUCCUAACCCUAAAACUCAAUUUGAGAAGUGUUUACGGUGGAUAAAGGCAUGCGCUCGACCGCAUGAACAGUUAAAUGUCAACAGGAUUAACAAAAAUAAAGUCGUGUGUUCAACGCACUUCAUGGGAGAAAAUGGGCCAACUGACAAAUAUCUAGAUCCCCUGCCAGCUGAUGGAUCAUUGGCAUCUCCUACCAGACCACCACCCAAGCGCAGGCGGCUGGACUUGGAAGCACCUAUAUCAUUUGACAUUUUGGUUGAACAAGAAAAAAACAAAGAGUAGGGUUAAAAUUUCAUAUUUUGCAUUUAUUCAUUAAUAAUAAUCCUUUAAACAAUGGCACUUUUUAUUUAAAUCAUCUGAAUUUGUUUACAUUUAUAUAAUGUUAUCUGUAAAAUCAAAAAGUGAAAUAAAAUUCAACAAAUUUAUUACAUCAGAUAAAUAAAAACUGGUUGUACUGACUGUACACAACUG